Molecule: messenger RNA, 987 nt
Organism: Fusarium poae
Lineage: Eukaryota; Fungi; Ascomycota; Sordariomycetes; Hypocreales; Nectriaceae
Exons: 2
Coding region: 1-987 (328 amino acids)
Source: RefSeq, a predicted model, not a curated record
AUGGCAUUUAAAGCAUAUCACAAUGACGGGCAAGCCAUCUUCGGCACGUCUCCAAAGCUGGACCUUCUGCACGAGAACCAUGACUAUCCCUUCGCCCACGAAGCUGGCGUUUUUAUACCCGAGCACAAUUCCCUUUUCAUCACAAGCAACCAAUACGAUGAUCCGCAAACUGGACAGCGGAAAAUCCAGAUAAGCAAAGUCGACGUUUCUCCCGAUGGGGCGUUUAUUGGCUGUGAGGAGAUUGAUGCACCGGCCGUGCCCAUGGCCAACGGAGGUGUGAACUACAAAGGCGGUAUCCUCUUUUGUUCACAAGGCACUUUGGAAGAACCCGGUGGUCUCGUCUUCAUGGAAUCUGCGCCCCCGUAUCGCUGCUCGACUCUUAUCAGCUCGUUCCAUGGAAGGGAUUUCAACUCUGUCAAUGAUGUGGUUGUUCACUCCGAUGGGUCUAUCUGGUUCACGGACCCCAUCUAUGGAUAUGAACAGGGUAUACGUCCGAAACCGAGAUUACCAUGCCAAGUCUAUCGGUAUGAUCCUAUCGAUGAGUCUAUAAGGGCGAUUGCAGAUGGAUUUGGUAGACCGAAUGGUAUUUGUUUUAGUCCUGAUGAGAAGAUUGUCUAUAUCACGGACACGGACUGGAUACAUGGUGAUGGUACAACCGAUGAUUCUCGCGUAUCAAGCAUAUAUGCCUUUGAUGUAACGACAUAUUCAGGCCAACCGUUCCUCACCAAUCGAAGACUGUUUGCUAUGGCUGAUGUAGGCAUACCUGAUGGAAUCAAAUGCGAUACAAACGGCAAUGUCUACAGUGGCUGCGGUGAUGGAGUCAGUAUCUGGUCGGCUGGUGGAAUAUUGCUAGGUAAAAUUCUCAUCGAGGGCGGCGUUGCAAACUUUUGCUUCGGUAGAAACGGCGAGAUUUUCAUGCUCAAUGAAACCAAGUUGUGGCGAGCUCAGUUGGGCAAUGGCGUGAAAGGGGCUUUACUCAAUAUUUAA